UAGACGCUCGUGCAGUUCGGGUGGGCUGUAGAGGUGGUUGUCGUUGUGAUUACUCUAACGUUGCUAGCAAAAGGUUUCUACUGAUAUUUGCAUAACAACUGUAAUUAACGUGUAGUGUAGGACAAGACUAUACCCCCAAAUUUGAUUAUUCCGUAAAACCAUCUCGAAUGUACGCAAGUGACUACCUGCUCCUGCCCAUUUCACCUAACGUCAGGCAACCCGUUCUACCCUACGCCCUCUUCGCACCCGCCUACGAGCUCCACCCUGGCUAACGUCCAUUUUCUACUAAAUUUCACCUGGGAACCGGCUGGCAAAGUAACCUAGGAGCAGAGGAAGCGGCGGUGAGGGAGCGAUGGGCAGGCACUCCCAGAGACAGGUGCUUCUGGGGGCGUUCGCCGUCUACUCCAUCAUCGCCCUCAGCACCAACGUCUUCGACCACAUGGAGCCUAAACAUAGCAUAUUCAGGCUCGAGAAACUGACUUUGCGGGCAGGUGAGGAAAUCCAGAUGGUUGCAUUCCAGCAGAGGAAGACUCGCAUUAAGGAGGUGUGCACUGCAUGGGGGGCUUACUCUACUAAGGCCAAGUUUCUGAAGACUGGCCGCACGGUCACAGGAGACAAGAUUAAGGAUGAGAUAGUUAGAGACAAGACAGAUCUCUCACAGUCACAGCUAGAGAGACUUUGGCAGCUAAAUAAAAGGUCAACAUUUCAUCAGAUGUUUGUGGAUCAGCAGCAUGGCCUUACUUGGUGUAAGGUUCCUAAGGCAGCAAGCACUAGUUGGCUUCAUGCAUUUCUUGAGAUAGCAGGAGUGCAAGAUAUAUCAUCAAAGGAUAUGGCAGGGAAGCAUGCUUUGCUAAGAGAAAGAUACCCACUCUUGACUACUGCUCUGUUAAAGCGUACCAUACCAACUACAAUGAAGUUUAUGGUGGUUCGUCAUCCAUUCGAGCGUGUUUUAUCAGCAUAUCGAGACAAACUGGAAGAUUAUAAACGAGAUUUAAAGGACAGGGGCGGAUAUUAUUAUGCGAUCUAUGGAAAAAGAAUCGUCAAAGCCUACCGUAAGUCCAGCUCGAGUGAUGAUCACAGUUAUACCAGAAAGGAACCCACGUUCCGGGAAUUCAUCCAGUAUCUUCUUGACACAGAUGUAGAAGAAUAUGAUGAGCACUGGAGACCAAUCUCCCUCUUGUGUACUCCAUGCCACAUACGUUAUGAUAUCAUUGCUAAAAUGGAAACUCUUUCAAACGAUGCAGAGUUUAUCCUCUACCACCGUGGCCUUUCCAGUGCUGUGCACAUGGAGUGGUCUCACAAAACAGACCAAACAAAGAGAACCUCUGAUGUUGCCAAGACAUAUUUUUCCCAGUUGACUUCAAGUGAAGUAAAGCAGCUUUACUAUAAAUAUAUCAUAGACUUCUUGAUGUUUGAAUAUGAGCUGGAGCCUUAUAUGAAACUGACUGCAUCUCCAAUAAAUAAUUCACUUAGUGUAGAUGAAGAUGAAGAAAGUGAAUAUUAUAAUGAAGAUGAUAAUGAAGAGGAACAAGAUGAAGAUGAUGUGGAAGAAGUAGUUGAUGCCAAAGAAAAUGAAUAUGAAAAUGAAUAUGAGAAUCAGGCAGCGGAAGAGACGGGUGCAGACACACUUGAAAAUGGAACAGCUAAUAAUGACGUGUAGCUAGGAGAGUCUUUACUUGGGAGAGAAGUGGAUAAGGAUUUCUAGAUCUCAGAAUCAUGGUUAGGCUGUGACUAUAUCCAUUCAUAUCAAAGAUUAUAUCCACACUUUUUAGUGCUAUUGCCUAAAAAACAAUGUGUAAAGUCCAACCCAUCCUAUGAAAAUGAUAGUACUGUCUACUUUUGUUGAUCUAAAUCAUAUGGGGUCCACCCCAUACAAGUUAGCCAAAUUGUUUCCUGGGAAAGUCCAAAAAUGAACAUAUUUUAAUUUGUUGUAUUGUAACCAACAUUAUUUGUAUUUUGACAUGCAAUAAACAUAAAUUUACCUGGUUAGGGAAGAUUCUUUAUAUAUUUACAGUAAGUACAGUAUUCAAAAUAAUUUAUCGAUAACAAAUUUCAACUUGCCUUAUUAGUUCGUCAGCUUGCUCAACGAAGGGCUUUAAUAUUGUUCAUUUACCCAACCUAACACAAUACAACAUUAAAAUUACUGUACAUGAGCUUUGCAAGGUCAGUUUUUAACUGCCAGGUGCUAAGGCCUCAUUGAGUGAAGACCCUUGGCAAUCUGGGGAGGUUUUGCUGGUGUAAGACUUUUUCUUUAUACAUAUCAGAGAUGGUAUUCGCACUCUAGACCAUAAUCAUGGACAACACUUACAGCAGAGCAAAAAUUUUCACAAAGUUUAAUCACGUAUAACUUCUUUGGAUAGCGUAACUUGCUUCCUCUUAACACCUCUACGUCAAUUGUGGCUGCUACAGGACAUAUUCUUAGUAAAAAAAAAUUAGCAGUUUCUAUCGAAACAAAACCUUUCAAAAACAGUGUGGCACUGUGGUAUCACAUGAGAGGGGAUGGAACACACGGGUGUGCAGCUUGACUUGGCCUCAAGGUCAAAUGACUAACUUUCCCCAGAAUGCAACCUCACAGUAGUUGACCGAUUCCUGGUACCUAUUUAAUGCUUGUUAACAGAGGCAUUAGGUAUAAGGAUACAUGCCCAACCAUUUCUGUCCUGCCUGGAUUCGAACCCGAGAUUCCAGAUUGUGAGUCAAGAACAGAUCAAAUUGUGUUUUAAGCCUAGGACAGGCUAGGUCGUAAUUAGGUCUUUUCUUUUAUGCACUUUAAAAUUCACAUACUACAAAAUGAGGACUUUUUUUUUUCUAAGUCCACAUUUUGUCCAUUCCAUCCAUAGUUGCUAAAGUAGUACCAUUUUCAGAGGAGUGGUUGGAUUAAAUCAUAUCUGUUGUUAACUAGAUUUGAAUAUUGUUACUGAGAUAAAUUAAUUUAUAUUAGUGCUGCAUAUAAGUAAUAAUUGGGGUAUUAUUUACUGAUGACACAUUGUUCUACUCAAGACAAUAAUUGCUGUUUGAGAUGUGAUUUUGUAUGGCACAGGAAUAUCAUCACUAAUCAAAAUGCUAUGAAAUUAUUUUUAAGUUCAGUGUUAGGGGGACACCUAGACAAUCAUCAUUACAAAAAUUAUGUUAAGGGCAUGGACAGUCAUUACUAUAAGUAUGAUGAUAUAAUGUUAGGAACACCAAAAAUGGCAUCACUUCAUAAGAUAUAAAAGUGAUGUUUUAACUAAAUGUAAGGGACAUAGAGGUGCUUAUUACAGCAUAAGAAGUUUAUAGAUUUAAUUACUAGAUAUAGAGAAUUUUUUAUUGUUUAGCCACAGUUUGUGUGGUGUGGGCUUUCACUGGCAAGAGCAUUGUAGUCUGUGAUAUGUUAUUAAUGAUACAGAACCAGAGCAGCAUCAAACAUGUUUAACCCUCUGCAAACUGUGUUUCUAAAACCUGAUUACCCUUCCAGGGCUAAAUUUGUCUAGUAUGAUUGCAGAUGAUAAAUAAAAUGUUUUGAAGUCAAAUAUUUACAUAAUUUUGCAAGGGUAGAUUGCCAUAUUUUAUCUGCUAGCCCAUUUCAAGAUUUCACAAAAAUUCAAAACAGUGCACAGUAAAGUACAGUACAGUACUACAUUUCUAUACACAUUUGAAUACAGUACAGUACUUACAAAUAUUUUUUUUAAGAUUAAAUAAAUUUUGUGAGGUAUGCAUUCAACAGUAAACAUUUUUGAAUGAUUAAAUUAAGUGUUUUGUACUCACGUAGUUGUGCUUGCAGGGGUUGAGCUUUGGCUCUUUGGUCCCGCCUCUCAACUGUCAAUUUUAUAGACAUAUGAGAAUAGCCCAGGAAUCAAGUGAUAUCGAACAGCUUAUGAGGAUUUAAUGAUUUGGCUUCAUGUAAUGCCUGCAAUAUGCAGACGGUUAAUAUAUACUGGUGCUGUGCUGUUUAUUCCAUAACUACUUUUUAAGCUCAAUUUUAAGUAUUUAAGUUGUAUACUGUAUGUUGUGCCUAAACACUGGUAAUUUUAAUGAUUGGCCUGAGAGCCUACAGGUAUUAAUUUUGUACAUUAAUGAGCAUUAUAGUCACUGAUCUAUUACCCAUGGAUCAGGUAUUUGAGUCAAAUGACUUUUACAGCCAGGAUGUAAAAGGAUGUAGAUAAUGUUCCUCAUACAGAAUAUGACCUCUAGGAUAUACCAGAACACACCAAAUUGAUUGAGGUUAGAUAAAAAUACAUAUAAUUUAAAUCAACAUGAAAUAUUCAUAACUUUUGCAUUGUUUUCAUCAGUACAGUAGUCAAUUAACCAAUGAAUUUAUCUGAUUGUGACCUGAAAACUAAUUUCCAUAUCUAGUUGAAUUUUUGGAGCCCCCUUGACAUAGAUAAUAGAUUAGUGACUAUUCGUUGUGUAUAUGAAUAUGAUGAUGAAUCUAUUGUAUUUUAUAUUAUUUAAAUAAUUGGUUGUACUCACCUAGUUGUGCUUGUGGGGGUUGAGCUUUGGCUCUUUGGUCCCACCAAAUAUUUACAUAAUUUUGCAAAUGGUGUAUGACUCAAUCUUGCUCUCAAAAGGUGGCAGACAAGCCUUCAGGCAGCCUUAUGUAAACACUAUUCUAGUCUGCUCUCUUUUGCAUAGCUUCACGGGGUGACCUUGACUUUGUGUACUUCAAAUCUGUAUAACAGAAUGGUGUGUUUUAAUCCUUGUUAUCCAUUCCAACUACCACCCUAUGUGUUGUUAUCCACUCCACCAACUACUGUACCAUGUAUCUGUUGUUAUCCACUCCACCUACCACCCUGCAUUUGCUGUUAUCCACUCCACCUACCACUCUAGAUCAUCUGCCAAGUACUAUAUUGUAUGCAGUUCUGGCUUUCAUAAAAUUUACAAUGUUCUAUUGCUGGGCCUCGAGCCUUAAAUAUCCAUCCAUAUAUAUUCUGGGAAAUCUACUAGUGUAUGCCAUCCUCGGUGUCUGACCUUUUGUAAUCCUAACCUAAGAAAUCUCCCCCCCCCACUCCAUUUAUUUUAGACCUUCAAUAUCAUUAUUUGAAGGAAACUGAUGUGGGUAAAAUUUUACUCCAUGAAUCUUUUUAGGUAGGUUGUUUUAUCAGCUCUCAAUUAAAUGUCUUCAAGGAACUCUUGCAGUCAGAGCUGAUAGUAAUUUUGCAGUAUUUAAUAAUCUGAAUUAUAUUUUUUGAUCCAUGGGUUGGGUUAAAGAAGUGGUAUUAAGAAGCAAACAGUUAAUUUAGAAACUUCAACUGUAUGAAUUCAUCAUUGUGCAGAUGAGCUAAGCUGUUAUCCAGCCAUAAGCUAUUUCUAAAAUGCCUUCACCUCUAGAACAAAUUGGUGAUUUUAAAAGGGAUAUACUUUGUGUUUUUGAAUGUUCUUGGAUGCUUGUUUUUACAAAUUUGUAACAAUUUGCACUUCUAUAACCCAGCUGCACAAUAACCACCUCUGUGUUGCUUGUAACCCACCCAGUGUCAAUUUCUUCAUAGAGAGCUGAAAUGGAUGUGAACAUGUCAUCACAAACCAGUCUCGUCUGAAUUAUAAAUUUGCAUCGGUCAAUUGCCUCUGCCUAUUGAUCAAAACACAUGCCAUAAUAUUUAUUAAACAUUUAUACUGUA
Procambarus clarkii (red swamp crayfish) is the source of this 5591-nucleotide messenger RNA. RefSeq names its product carbohydrate sulfotransferase 11. Gene Ontology annotation, cellular component: membrane. Gene Ontology annotation, biological process: carbohydrate biosynthetic process. The record is from RefSeq and is a predicted model, not a curated record. Lineage: Eukaryota; Metazoa; Arthropoda; Malacostraca; Decapoda; Cambaridae. Gene Ontology annotation, molecular function: sulfotransferase activity.